Messenger RNA from Photinus pyralis (common eastern firefly), 1410 nucleotides. RefSeq names its product facilitated trehalose transporter Tret1-like. Gene Ontology annotation, biological process: carbohydrate transport; transmembrane transport. The record is from RefSeq and is a predicted model, not a curated record. The coding region runs from base 1 to 1410 and encodes 469 amino acids. Gene Ontology annotation, molecular function: sugar transmembrane transporter activity. Gene Ontology annotation, cellular component: membrane. NCBI's taxonomy places the organism in Eukaryota, Metazoa, Arthropoda, Insecta, Coleoptera, Lampyridae. The transcript is spliced from 2 exons.
AUGCAAAACACUCUCGCGUCGAAGGGGAACGAUUUAAUUCCCAAAGCGAAACAGUUCAUUGCAACUGUUUGCCUGGGACCGGUUACUCUUGGUGCAUCGCUCAGUUGGACGGCGCCGGUUUUGCCUCAGAUGCAGAGCGAAAACUCGACGUCCUACAUCCACUUGACCACCUCCGAAGGUUCGUGGGUUGGGGCAAUGGUUGCGAUCGGUGUGCUGAUCUCCGCCUUACCUUCCGGGUACUUGGCCGACCGGUACGGCGUGAAGAAGAUUACCAUCGGCCUGGUUUUACCGGUGCUUCUAUUCACCGCGAUUGUUGUUUUCGCAAGGGACGUGUACGUGCUGUGUCUCGGCCGGCUCCUGUCUGGAAUAGCAACCGGAGGAAUAUCGGUAGUUGGCCCGAUGUACAUUUCCGAAAUUUCCGACGUAUCGCUACGCGGAAUGUUGGGAUCGUUUUUCGAAUUUUUGAUUUAUGUUGGAGUUGUCGUCGUCGUCACGUGCGGUGCUUACGUGCACUACGUCACGUUGACUCUAAUCUUGGGAACCUGCGCGUUGGUAUUGGGGAUUGCCUUCAUAUUCCUACCCGAAAGCCCUACGUACCUAAUGAAGCGCAACCGUAGAGAUAAGGCGGAAAAGGCGCUGAGGUUCUACAGACCUGAAAACUAUAACAUUGACAAGGCCCUGGAUGACAUUUAUGUAUGCGUGAACCAAGAGUACAGGAAGCCAAGUAUUCGAAAGGCCUUACAGUCCCGAGCGGUUGUUCGUGGGCUCAUCGCCGCAGUGGGGUUGACCAUCAUUCAACAGCUAAGUUGUAUAGAUGGCGUCAUAUUUUACACUGUUCAAAUCUUUCAAGCUGCCGGUACUGAUCUCGACCCGUUUAUAUCGUCCAUUAUUGUUGCGGUCGUCGAGCUCUUAUCGGCUGUCAUAGUGCUAUUCAUGAUUGAAAGAGCCGGACGGAAAGUUUUUCUGUACAUAUCCUGUUUAGGCACUGGGGUUUGCCUAGGAGUCCUAGCUCUGUACUUUCAUCUCAAGCUCUAUAAUAUUGAUUUUCCUGGCAUGGAUGCGAUACCCUUAGCAAGUAUCGUGAUAUACGCGUUUUUGUUCUCCGUUGGUCUCGGACCCGUGCCCUACAUGAUUUACGGGGAGCUAUUUGCAUCAGAAGUUAAGGGCUUGGCCAUUGGAAUUACAAUAACAACGAACUGGACGUGUCUAUUCAUUAUUACCAAAACUCUACCUGUGAUGAUGAGCGAUCUUGGAUCGCACAUACCGUUUUAUAUGUACUCUAUUAGCGUAAUAUUAAGUGUGGUAUUUAUUAAGUUCUACAUUCCUGAAACGAGAGGUAAAUCUCUGGAACAAAUACAAGAAGAACUAGGAAGCUCUAAAGGAGCGAUUCAGGAAUGCAAUAGUUGUUAA